CUUUUGUUAGUUUUUAGAUGAAUAUUGUGCAAUGCAAUAUUCCUAAAAUCAACUCGUUAAACCUGUAACUGACAUUUAUGGAACUAUACGUCGUAAAUUUACCGCCUAAACCGAGUUUAAGAAGUCUUUGUUUUAAUAAUUGAAAAUCCAAUAAAUGGAAAACAUAUAUAUUUUUUACUUUUCAAACUUCGUUGUGUAAUGACCUUCAAUUCCGAAUGUAUUUUAUGGCAAAAGUAACGAGUUGAAAUUAAACGAAAAUUAUGAUUAUAAAAUAUGGAUUUAAAUGAAAAAAUGGAUCAACUUACCAGAGAAACAUCUGAACUGCGAAAAGAAGUUGCGCAUUUAAAGGAAUCUCUAACAAAGCAGAAUCAAAUUAUAGUAAGAUUAAUAAAGGAACAAUGUAAUCUUAUUAAGAAAAGUGAUGAGAAAAGGGAUGCGCAAUUUGUAGCUGAAACAAGUGUUAGACCACAUAUAGGCAUAUUUCCUAUAAAAUCGCAAGAAGAUUUAGACGCAGCGGAAGAGAGCAUUAAGGAAGAAAACAAAGAAGAAUGUAUUGCCGUUGCGAAGGCGCUACUAAUGCCAGGAAGUUUCAAAAAGAAUAUCGGCAAAAUAUUUGGAAUUGACGUAAUUUUGGAUUAUAAUGUUGAUGGUAGACAUAAUAAAAAACGUAUACAAGAUUAUUCCAGAUUAAUGGAUGUGCUUUUUCAAGCGACAAAAAGAGAGGGUUGGCAUCAUAAAUAUUUUCUCGACGAACUAAGAAGUGGCUUUAAGUGCGCUAAAAACAAGCAUUUCAAAUUUAAUUGGACACAACGGAAGAAGUAUUCUGAACAGCAACCAAUUGAGCCAUCUGUUAAGAUUGAGGAAGUUUUAAUACCAUAUGAUGAUGAAGACGAUGAAUAAAAUAUUUAUUAAA
Molecule: messenger RNA, 913 nt
Organism: Ceratitis capitata (Mediterranean fruit fly)
Lineage: Eukaryota; Metazoa; Arthropoda; Insecta; Diptera; Tephritidae
Exons: 5
Coding region: 274-900 (208 amino acids)
Source: RefSeq, a predicted model, not a curated record